This is a messenger RNA of Sipha flava (yellow sugarcane aphid), 642 nucleotides long. RefSeq lists its product as uncharacterized. NCBI's taxonomy places the organism in Eukaryota, Metazoa, Arthropoda, Insecta, Hemiptera, Aphididae. The transcript has a single exon. The coding region runs from base 1 to 642 and encodes 213 amino acids. The record is from RefSeq and is a predicted model, not a curated record.
AUGUCUACAAACAAAAAACGUAAAAUUGAAGAGGAAAAUAGAGGAUUCAGAAGUGAGUGGACUGAUACUUAUGCAUUUGUCCAGAACACCAUGGGACAACUAAAAUGUCUCAUUUGUGACGAAAACUUCAAAAACGAUAAAAAAUCGAAUAUUGAAAGUCACUUUUUAUCUAAACACGAUUCUUUUGGUAAGACGUACCCAGCGGAAAAUAAAAGAAAAACAGCAAUGGCCGAGUUGAUUCGUAAAUCUCAACAAUCGACAUCUAAAUUUAAUAACUGGUUGCAGUCAGCGUCUAAUUUGACUGCAGCUAGUUUUGUUGUAUCUCACGAAAUCAUGAAAUCUGGAAAACCGUUAAUUGUUGGGGAAUAUAUUAAAAAAUGUUUUACUGGUAUGUCAGAACAUCUGUUUUCUGAAUUCAAAAAUAAAACAAAAAUAAUCAAUAAAAUAAAGGAUAUUCCGUUGUCGGCAAUUACUGUUCGUGAUAGAGCUGUUAGAAUGUCUGAAAAUAUCACAGAACAACAGUUUUCCAAUCUGAAGUCAUCACCUGUAUUUUCCUUAGCUUGUGAUGAAUCAUGUGCCGUUAAGAACAUCCGCGCAACUCACUUUAAUGGGACGGUAUGUUUCGUCUACGGGUGUUCAUGA